Messenger RNA from Athalia rosae (coleseed sawfly), 2620 nucleotides. RefSeq names its product probable cytosolic oligopeptidase A. Gene Ontology annotation, biological process: proteolysis; peptide metabolic process. Gene Ontology annotation, molecular function: metalloendopeptidase activity. Lineage: Eukaryota; Metazoa; Arthropoda; Insecta; Hymenoptera; Athaliidae. Bases 87 to 2270 code for a protein of 727 amino acids. The record is from RefSeq and is a predicted model, not a curated record. The transcript is spliced from 11 exons.
AAGGCGAAGAAACUGAAUUACCGGCGUUGAAAAUGAAUUGGAAAACUGAUUGAUUUAAAAAAUUUUUAAUAGUUUGAUCAUUGAAAAUGGCAGUGUCCUUUUGUGGUAAAAGAUUGAUUCUGACAAGAUCUAGUCUCCUAAGAACUCCAAAAAGAAAUGGAUACAUCGUAUUAGUACCUGAAUUUGGAGAAGAUCUACCUGAGAAAAAUCCAUUACUAAAAGAAGAUGGUUUCCCCCAGUUCAAUCGGAUCACUAUUGAAAAAUGGGUAGCUUGGGUGGGAACCCAGGCAGUUGAAUAUGAGCAACGUAUCAGAUUGAUAGAUGAGGCUGUUGGAAAAUCAGAAAAUACCGAUGUAUUUGAGGAUGUGGUAAUUCCAUUGGAAGAGGCUACGGCUCCUUUGGAUACCACAUGGGGAUUGGCAAAGGCCCUGUAUCUUGGUAACCAGAGUCUGAUGCCACCAAAAUGUUACUCAAAUAUCCACAAUAGGUCAAAGGCUGCAAAAUCUUCGAGGUAUGGAGGUCUGGCAAUCUAUAAAGCCUUCAAAAAUGCCAUGGAAGAUAAGAAACUCAAUUUGACCGAAGAACAGAGAAGACUUAUCAGGAAAUAUGUCUUGGAAGGAAAAUUGAAUGGUGCUGAGAUUGCUCCAACCGAUAAAAUGCCAGCAUUUGUGGAGGGCAACCAUCAAAUCUCGAAUAGACAGGGAGAAUUCUCGCAAAAACUUGAAAUUGCUACCCGGCAAUUUAACCAGAAAAUCAGAGAUCCCAAUGUUAUGAAAGACUUCCCAGAAGAGUAUUUAAAAGUCAUAGCUGUAGAUCCAUCACAACCACAGAAAGGUCCUUGGACAGUAACUUUACAGCCAUAUAUAAAGGAAACUUUCUAUGAAUACUGUCCUGAUAGUGUGCUAAAACAGACUGUUUGGAAGGCUGACGUUCGCCGGUGUGCACAUUUCAACGACAGGUUCUUAGAAACGAGCACAACUCUGGAACACAUCAGAGACUACCGUAAAAGCAAGGCAGAAUUCUUAGGGUAUAAAUCAUUCGCCCACAUGAGCAUGGAAACUAAAAUGGCAGGAAGCAUAGAGAACGUCUAUAAUUUUUUCGAUACGAUACUCGAAAUAGCAAAGCCUGCUCAGAUUGAAGAAUUGAACGAUCUGAAAGGAUUCGCGAUAGACAGAGGUUUUUUCGGUGACCUCAACAUUUGGGAUGUACCAUACUGGGGCAGAAAACAGAAACGUACAUUAUACAGUUUGAAGGAAGAAGAACUGAAGGAGUACUUUACCCUACCACAAGUCUUGUCUAGUCUCUUCAGACUGAGCGAAAGAAUAUUCGACGUAAAGUUCGUGGAAAGAAAAACAGUCGAUGUGUGGAACCAGGAUGUCCGACUUUUCGACAUUUUAGAAUCUAACAGUUCAGAACCGGUGGCCAGUUUUUAUUUAGAUCCUUACGAAAGGCCGAACGAAAAGCCGGGAAUUCAAGAAAAUUCUGGAUGGAUGGUUGCCAUGAGAAAUAAGAGUGUCAUAACACAUAGCAACCCUCUGGCAGCUUUAAUUUUUAACUUCCAACCCCCCAAACAGGGAAAACCCUGUCUACUUUCGUUUAAAGAUCUACAGGUUUUAUUUUCUAAGUUUGGCCAUGCCCUGCAACACUUGCUAACCAGAGCAAAUUAUUCCGACGUUGCGGGAUUAUCAAACGUGGAGUGGGAUGCCGUUGAAAUAAGUAGCAAUUUCAUGUUGAAUUGGCUGUACGAACCAUCGACGUUGAAAGAUAUUGGGGCUCAUUACGAAACGGGAGAAGCAUUGCCCAAAGAGGUAAUCGACGGAUUGACAAAGAUCAGAUCUCACUUGGCCGGCUUUUCGCUUUGCAAAGAAAUUUAUUUGGGGAGACUCGACAUGGAGUUGCAUUCAACUGAGAAAUUUUGGCGAGACAUCAUACGAGAUCUCUGGCCGCAACACAUAGGAUUUCCAAUUUACGAUUAUGAUGCUCAUCCCUGUACGUUCGGUGAAAUAUUCAGCGGAGACUGGGGUGCGGCAUAUUACAGCCAUUUGUGGGCGCGUAUGGUAGCCGCGGAUGUUUACGGCGCGUUCCAAGAACUACCACCUGGUAACGAAGAACAGCAAUCGGUUGUUGGCAAAAGAUAUAGAGAAACUUUCUUGUCAUCCGGCGGUGGUUGUCAUCCCAGUGAAUUAUUCCGGAAAUUUAGAGGGAGAGAUCCAAAUCCGAAAGCCCUUCUAAAAAACUUAGAAUUAAAAACGCUGGCGAAGACAGAAUAAACCUACAUCAGUGAUCGAACUUGUUACUGUACAACGAAAAAGCUGUAUUUCUGCAGCUGUUGCAAGUAGUGGCUGGAUGUAUGGGAGAAUAUUACAUUUCUCCCAGACGCUCGUACCGAUUGAAAUACGAUAAGUUCUUCAGAGAUGAAACCGUUGCGGUGUAAUCUGUUGGGAAAACUCGAUCUAAGCCUUCUUGAUAACGACAAGUAACAGCUGGAGCCAAUCUUGAUGUCGGCAAAGGCUGAAAUAACGAAUCUACAGUGAACCCAACUAAUCCUAAGUUUAACUGUGUACAUAAAUUUAAUACAGUCGUAGGUGUAUCGCAAAUAAAAUUUUAUCCUACGAUCAGA